Molecule: messenger RNA, 496 nt
Organism: Coregonus sp. 'balchen'
Lineage: Eukaryota; Metazoa; Chordata; Actinopteri; Salmoniformes; Salmonidae
Source: the annotation of a GenBank genome assembly
GAGUCCCUGAAUUGCAACACAUGUUCUGUGGGGAUCACCAGUGUUUGUCUGAUUGGUUCAACUACAACAUGUAGCACCUCUGAGCACAACUGCUACAGCGGACAAGCAGGUACUGACCCUGUGGUUUCAUCCAAGUAGAAAUCUACAAUAAAAAUAGGUAAUUCCUAGGUUUUUACUGUGUAAUUACCGUUGCACCAAAUAAUUUCUCUGCUAAUACCUAGUAAUUUCUGUAGCGGUAAAAUAAAGUGCUGUCUACUCAAACAAAACCACUGUAUUUACAAUUGCUCCUCCUCUAUUCCUUCUUCCAGUGUUCAACAUCAGUAGCAUCAAGCGCAAGGGCUGCCUGCCCACAAAUGUCUACACCACAUCCACUUCUGGCAUCCUGGGAGCCGGCUACACCAUCUCACAGACCUGCUGUAGCACCAACCUGUGCAACGGUGCUGGCUCCGUCCAACUACCUCUCACAGCCCUGGUGGCCAUCUGGAGCACCUUCGCC